CAUAACCCAGGAGAGCCCAAGAGGAACCAGGAGGCAAAGCCUGCACUGGAGCAAUGAUGAAGGCUGUGCUGGGAUUCUUGUUCCUGCUUCUCAGCCAAAGGCAAUGCUGCUUGGGCUGUGCUGUGAGCGAGGAACAGCGCCCCCAGGUGGCUUAUCUGCUCAACAAGAUGAUCCAAUCAGCUACUGCUCCUGAAGCCCUUCCAAACCCUAGUGUCUUGUUGGCUCUUCAACUGGCUCGGGAACACAACAACAGCACUAACCAAAUACUGCUUCAGCGGAUUGCCCAGGAUGCAGUAGACAGGGUGCAGAAUGGAAAAUCUUUCUCUUCAGGCCAGGUUGCCCUCUAUGCCCUGGCUCACCAGGCUUCUUGCUCUGAUCCCCGAAAAGUAUCUGCCAAAGGAACCAGUCUUGAUCUGGUGCAACUAUUAGAAAAGAAGUUUGAGAUGGAGCUGGAGAAUAUCAAAAUCUAUGGCAAUCCUCUGAGCAACUAUUACCAACUUGGCUUGUGUGUUCUCACCCUCUGCCAACUUCAGGGUAGCUUCUCACUCAGCAAGACAGCAGACUUGUUCAUUCCAGAACAGAAAAAGUAUUACCUUGGUGGCCAGUUCUCUGUGGACAUAGCAUCCAUAGCAGUCCUCGCUCAGAUCUGCAUUCAGAGCACAGAUAACUCCACGCUACCCGAGGCAAAUGGGACUAUAACAGCAAAUAUACAGUGGCUGCUGAACAAAAUCCUGGAGCAGAAAAGCAGUGACGGAGUGAUCGGGAACAUGUACAGCACUGGGGAGGCCAUCCAGGCUCUGUCCGUAGCCAACGAGUAUCUCACCCCUGAAUCAUGGAACUGCCGGCAGACUUUGGACAGAGUCGUGAGUGAGAUACCUAAAGGCACUUUUGAUCACCCCAUGGCUGCUGCCCAGCUACUUCCCUCUUUGGAGGACCGCACCUAUCUUGAUGUGAGCACAAUCAACUGCUCUAUAGGGAAAGAUGAUCUCAUUCUGAUUGCUCUACCAACCAUCCCAUCCACUAAUCACCACCAGUCCAGCAGACUUAUUACAAUCAUGUACACGGUUACGGAUGGUGUGAGCAACACCUUCACUGAUUCUACCAGCGUCUCUGUUCCAGAGGGUUCAGUAUUAUUCAAGGUCAUGGAGGUUGCACAGGAAAAGGAUCCCAAGAGAUUCAGAUUCACAUACGUGAAUAGUACCUGGGGCCCAUAUAUCACCUCAGUGCGAGGCCUGGUGGCUGACAAUAACAAGCGGACCUACUGGCAGCUCUUGAGCGGGGAAACUCCCUUGAGCAAAGGUGCUGGGGAAUAUAUUGUGUCUGAUGGAGAGAGCAUGGUGGUAAAAUUCACCACUUACUGACCUCGGCAUUUGGGUCUGGGUUAAGAUAUAUCCAUUGUGUGAGGCACUUUUAGAUUAGUGCCUUCCACUUUAUAUAACCACCAUCCCUGCAUCCUACUGGGACAUACUGAAGAAGCAUUCAUGUAAAAGUGAUGAUUGUCUAGCUGUAUAAAUCACUAGCACCAUUUCUUCCCUCUCCCCACUCCCAAGCUGUCAGCCUUACCAUUAUGCUUUUCUUUGGUUUCUUUUGCUAACAUUCAAUUAGGAAGAAUUUUGAGGAAAAAUUCUGAUGUACCUGAACAUUUUAUUGCUACUUCUGGUUGGUCCUAAUUGUGUCCUAAGCCAUACAAGCAUUGUUUUGUGCUGUUGAAAGAUUAUCCUUCCACAACUAGUUGGCAGCAGGGUAUGUGUGUUCCAAUUGCUUAAUAUUAGUAUUCCCCAGAAAUCCAUCACUACAGACAAUAGCCUACCAUAUGUCUGCUGAGAUGUAAAAUUAUUAGAGAGUCUCCCUGUAGAUUUCCCUUUGGUCCUUUGUUUUCAUUCAAACGUAUCACGUCCUUUUCUAAAUCAUAGCAGGGAUGGGGAGGACCAUUUUUCACUCUAGUGAAAACAAAAAUUUUGUUCAUAAUUUAAAAAAAAUAGUUGGUAAUUUUGGAAAAUUCACUAUUAAAAUAAUUUAAAAGUAUUAUUUAAAAGGAGAUGUGGCUUUGGCAAUCUACAAAGUACUUAAGCUUCCCUUUGUCGAAUGGGAGAUACCAUAUGGGAGAAACAGGAAGUAGCACAUUAAUAUGGGAGCAUAAGGAAGGGAGGAAAAUUUUAAGGAGCAGAAGUCCUGAAAAACCUAAAUAGCAUUUUAAUAAUAGACAGCCUGGCACUGGAGCUGUAUUUUUUCCAAAAAAAUGCCUCCUAUCAGAUCUGAAAGAGGCAGAAAAAUGAAGACGAUACUGGAAUGCAACUAAAAUCCCAGUUCCCCCCACCUCUCACAUCCAUUCAUUGAAAUGCAGAUCUUGACACUUUCUCACCCCUUAAAUAAAUGCAAAUUGGCAAGUCAAAGGAGCCUAAAGUACUUGUUCAUGCAACGAAAACAGAGCUGAAUUGGUGCUUUGUCCUCCCAACUCACUUUCAGAUGCAAUCACACAAAAGGAGCUCCGAUGAAAGUGGCAUGCACAUGCGCCGAGCAAGACACAGCCUGCACAUAAAUUGAGGACCACACACAAAAUCCUGCAUUUGAGCAUCCCCAGAUAUUUAGUAAUGUGUAUUUCCACUUGGAGUGAAUGAAAGAUGACAAUGUGAUAGAAAAGGCUAGUCUGGAACCACCUGAUAUUCCUGUUUGCAAUGAACCAACAUGACUGUUAUUUCUUUUUGUCUGUUUUUAUGUCCUCAUGAAUAAAAUAAACUCAGGCUACAAUCAACUGUA
Molecule: messenger RNA, 2757 nt
Organism: Eublepharis macularius
Lineage: Eukaryota; Metazoa; Chordata; Lepidosauria; Squamata; Eublepharidae
Product: transcobalamin-1-like
Exons: 9
Coding region: 54-1361 (435 amino acids)
Biological process (GO): cobalamin transport
Molecular function (GO): cobalamin binding
Source: RefSeq, a predicted model, not a curated record